GCGCAGUGGGAGGGGUGAGGAGGCGGAACGGGGCGGAGGAAAGGAGAAAAAGGCGCUAGGGCCCCGCGGGAGGAAGUGCGGGAGCUCUCGACUCUCCGCUGCGCGGCCCCUGGCGGGGGGAGCAGCCAGGUGAGCCAAAGAUGCUGCUGCGCUCGAAGCCUGCGCUGCCGCAACUGCUGCUGCUGCUCCUGGGGCCGCUGGGUCCCCUCUCCCCGGGCGCUCUGCCCGGACCUGCGCAAGCACAGGACGCCGUGGACCUGGACUUCUUCACCCAGCAGCCGCUCCACCUGGUGAGCCCCUCGUUCCUGUCCAUCACCAUCGACGCCAACCUGGCUACGGACCCGCGGUUCCUCGUCUUCCUGGGUUCUCCAAAGCUUCGUACCCUGGCCAGAGGCCUGUCUCCUGCGUACCUGAGGUUUGGUGGCACCAAGACAGACUUUCUAAUUUUCGAUCCCAAGAAGGAAUCAACCUCUGAAGAGAGAAGUUACUGGCAAUCUCAAGUUAACCAGGAUAUUUGCAAAUCUGGAUCUAUCCCUCCUGCUGUGGAGAAGUUGCAGUUGGAAUGGCCCUACCAGGAGCAAUUGCUGCUCAGAGAACACUACCAGAAAAAGUUCAAGAACAGCACCUACUCAAGAAGCUCUGUAGAUAUGCUGUACACUUUUGCAAAUUGCUCAGGACUGGACUUGAUCUUUGGCCUAAAUGCAUUAUUAAGAACAGCAGAUUUGCAGUGGAACAGUUCUAAUGCUCAGUUGCUCCUGGACUACUGCUCUUCCAAGAGGUAUAACAUUUCUUGGGAACUAGGCAAUGAACCUAACAGUUUCCUUAAGAAGGCUGAUAUUUUCAUCAAUGGGUCGCAGUUAGGAGAAGAUUUUAUUCAAUUGCAUAAACUUUUAAGAAAGUCCACCUUCAAAAAUGCAAAACUCUAUGGUCCUGAUGUUGGUCAGCCUCGAAGAAAGACUGCUAAGAUGCUGAAGAGCUUCCUGGAGGCUGGUGGAGAAGUGGUUGAUUCAGUUACGUGGCAUCACUACUACUUGAAUGGACGAACUGCUACAAAAGAAGAUUUUCUAAACCCUGAGGUACUGGACAUUUUUAUUUCAUCUGUGCAAAAAGUUUUCCAGGUGGUUGAGAGCACCAGGCCUGGCAAGAAGGUCUGGUUAGGAGAAACAAGCUCUGCAUAUGGAGGCGGAGCGCCCUUGCUAUCCGAUACCUUUGCAGCUGGCUUUAUGUGGCUGGAUAAAUUGGGACUGUCAGCCCGAAUGGGAAUAGAAGUGGUGAUGAGGCAAGUAUUCUUUGGAGCUGGAAACUACCAUUUAGUGGAUGAAAACUUCGAUCCUUUACCCGAUUACUGGCUAUCUCUUCUGUUCAAGAAAUUGGUGGGCACCAAGGUGUUAAUGGCAAGUGUGAAAGGCCCAACGAGAGGGAAUCUUCGAGUAUACCUUCAUUGCACAAACAUUAACAAUCCAAGGUAUAAAGAAGGAGAUUUAACUCUGUAUGCCAUAAACCUCCAUAAUGUCACCAAGUACUUGCGGUUACCCCAUCCUUUUUUUAACAAGCAAGUGGAUAAAUACCUUCUAAGACCUUUAGGACCUGAUGGAUUACUCUCCAACCCCUGCUGUCUCUCCCCUACUCCCGCCAACUGCCUCCAGUGUGUGAUGCUCCUCUCCCUGAGUCCACAUGUUCUCAUUGUUCAACACCCACCUAUGAGUGAGAACAUACGGUGUUUGAUUUUCUGUUCCUGUGUCAUUGCUGAAAAUGAUGAUUUCCAGAUUCAUCCAAGUCCCUACAAAGGACAUGAACUCAUCGUUUUUUAUGGUGGCAUAGUAUUCCAUGGUGUAUAUGUGCCACAUUUUCUUUGUCCGGUUUAUCAUUGAUGGGCAUUUGGGUUGGAUCCAGGUCUUUGCUAUUGUGAACAGUGCUGCUAUGAACAUUCGUGUGCAUGUGUCCUUAUAGUAGAACUAUUUAUAGUCCUUUGGGUAUAUACCCAGUAAUGGGAUUGCUGGGUCAAAUGGAAUUUCUAUUUCUAGGUCCUUGAGAAAUCGCCACACUGUCUUCCAUAAUGGUUGAACUAAUUUACACUCCCACCAACUGUGUAAGAGUGUUCCUAUUUCUCCACAUCCUCUCCAGCAUCUGUUGUCUCCAGAUUUUUUAAUGAUCACCAUUCUAGCUGGCGUGAGAUGAUAUCUCAAUGUAGUUUUGAUUUGCAUUUAUCUAAUGACCAGUGAUGAUGAGCAUUUUUCCAUAUGUUUUUUGGGAGACAGAGUUUCACUUUUGUUGCCCAGGCUGAAGUGCAAUGGCAUGAUCUUGGCUCACCGCACGCAACCUCCACCUUUCCUGCCUCAGCCUCCCAAGUAGCUGGGAUUACAGGUGCCUGCCACCACACCCAGCUAAUUUUUGCAUUUGUAGUAGAGAUGGGGUUUUGCCAUGUUGGCAAGGCUGGUCUCAAACUCCUGACCUCAUGAUCCGCCUGCCUCUGCCUCCCAAAGUGCUGGGAUUACAAGGUGUGAGCCACUGUGCCCAGCUGAGAGAUUUUUUUAAGUGAAAAAGGUAUAUAAUAAUGCUACAUGGAAAAAUAUCUAACAUUAGAGAAUUAAGUAAAUAAGCUAAUAUACUCACACCAUGGAAUCUUGUGCAGUCAUUAAAAUUAUGUAGUGGAUGAAUGUUUAAAGGUAUGAGAAAAUCUUAGGAUAUGCUAGGGUGGAGGGGAAGAGUAAAGUUUUAAGAAAAUACAGUAUACCCAUACUUAAGUAAAAAAAAAAAAGAAAGAUGUGUACAGUCAUGGGUUGCUUAAUGAUGGGGCUACAUUCUGAGAAAUGGGUCAAUAGGUGAUUUCAUCCUUGUGUGAACAUCGUAGAGUGAAUUUACAUAAACCUAGAUAGCCUAGCCUCCUAUACAUGGAGGCUGUAUGGUAUAGCCUGUUGCUCCUAGGCUACAAACCUGUAAAACAUGUUACUGUAGAGAAUAUACAAAUACCUAACACAAUGGCAAGUUACCAUUGCGUUAAGUAGUUGUGCAUCUAAACAUAGAAAACUAAUGUGUCAUGCUAUAAUGUUACAGUGGCUGACAUUGCUAGGCAAUACGAAUUAUUCACUGUUGGAAUUAAAAAUAAUUUUAUAAUUUUAUGGGACCACGCUCAUAUAUGCAGUCUGUGGUGGACCAAAACAUCAUUACAUGGCAUAUGACCAUAUGUAUGUACAUAAAAAAUAGAAGAAAAAAUGAAUAUACAUCAAAAUGUUUAAAAUGGUUAUGAUGACUUAGGUUACUUUUCUUAUAUUUAUCUGAGUAAUAAUAAUGAUAGAUAAUACUUUUAUAGUGUUGACUACAUAAAAGGCCCUGUUAUAAGUGUUCUACAUACACUACAUGUAUUAAAUGGCAUAAAUAUAACUCUGACAGUAACUAAUCUUAUAAGUUUUCUUUU
Callithrix jacchus (white-tufted-ear marmoset) is the source of this 3415-nucleotide messenger RNA. It is a transcript of the gene HPSE, whose product is annotated as heparanase. Lineage: Eukaryota; Metazoa; Chordata; Mammalia; Primates; Cebidae. Gene Ontology annotation, biological process: angiogenesis involved in wound healing; cell-matrix adhesion. The record is from RefSeq and is a predicted model, not a curated record. Gene Ontology annotation, molecular function: hydrolase activity, acting on glycosyl bonds. Gene Ontology annotation, cellular component: membrane; extracellular matrix.